AACGAGGUUUAUAACAUGGUGAGUUUUAGCUUCCAUUUCUGUUUUUUGGUUUUGUUUGCAAUCUUUCUUACCCCAACCCAUAGUCUUGGUCGCAUAUGCCUGCCAAAACAACAUGUUGCCCUAUUCAUCUUAGGGGAUUCAUUAUUCGAUGCUGGAAACAAUGACUAUAUCAACACCACCACUGAUAACCUAGCAAAUUAUGGACCGUAUGGGGAGACCUUCUUCAACUACCCCACAGGAAGAUAUUCUAAUGGACGUCUAAUCCCAGAUUUUAUUGCUGAGUUUGCAAAGUUGCCAUUCAUUACGCCACAUUUGUAUCCCGGUUAUCAUCAGUAUACUGACGGGACAAACUUUGCUUCUGCGGGAGCCGGGGCUCUUGUCGAAACUAACCAAGGAUUAGUGAUUGACCUAAAAACUCAACUACAUUAUUAUAAGAAAUUGGCGAAGCUGUUGAGGACAAGACUAGGACAUGAAGAAGCCAAGAAAUUAUUGGCGAGAGCGGUUUACUUAAUUAGCAUUGGCAGCAAUGAUUAUUUUGCCCUUUCCACCUCAAAUUCAAGUGCUCUUCAAACCUACUCUCCGGAAGAAUACAUAGAUAUAGUGAUCGGCAACUUAAUAACUGUGAUAAAAGGAAUAUAUAAGAAAGGUGGAAGGAAAAUUGCGAUUCCAAACUUGGCACCGUUGGGUUGUUUGCCAAUUGCAAGAGCACUAAGUUCGAAUAACACAGGUGCAUGCGUUGAGGAACUUUCAACACUAGCAAAAUUGCACAAUGAAGCACUUUCUAAGUCCUUGCAGGAGCUAGAAAAUCAGCUCGAUGGAUUCAAAUAUUCAAUAGCGGAUACCUACACUUCUCUAAGUGAAAGAAUAAAUAACCCUUCGAAAUAUGGUUUCGAGAUAAGCAAGAUUGCAUGUUGUGGAACCGGUCCAUAUAGAGGAAUUUUUAGUUGUGGAGGGAAGAGAUCUGUCAAAGAAUACAAAUUAUGUCAUAAUGUUAGUGAAUAUGUGUUCUUUGACUCCAUUCAUCCCUCUGAAAAGGCCAACCAACAAUUUGCUGAGCUAAUGUGGAAUGGAACUCCUAAUAUCACAGGACCUUACAAUCUCAAAGCAUUGUUUGAAAACUAAUGAAUGUAAAUUCGAUUUUUUUUUUUUUUUUUUUU
Quercus lobata is the source of this 1157-nucleotide messenger RNA. RefSeq names its product GDSL esterase/lipase 1-like. Gene Ontology annotation, molecular function: lipase activity. Gene Ontology annotation, biological process: lipid metabolic process. NCBI's taxonomy places the organism in Eukaryota, Viridiplantae, Streptophyta, Magnoliopsida, Fagales, Fagaceae. The transcript has 5 exons. Bases 16 to 1122 code for a protein of 368 amino acids. The record is from RefSeq and is a predicted model, not a curated record.